Molecule: messenger RNA, 949 nt
Organism: Polypterus senegalus (gray bichir)
Lineage: Eukaryota; Metazoa; Chordata; Cladistia; Polypteriformes; Polypteridae
Product: mast cell protease 1A-like
Exons: 5
Coding region: 24-770 (248 amino acids)
Biological process (GO): proteolysis
Molecular function (GO): serine-type endopeptidase activity
Source: RefSeq, a predicted model, not a curated record
CCAAGCUACAGAAACUAUCAGCCAUGCUGCAGAUUUACUGGAUUACCAUCACCACUGUUUGUGUAGGACUGGCAGGUGUCUCUGGUGACAAGAUCAUAGAUGGGGAAGAAGCUAAACCUCACAGCCGACCCUACAUGGCCUUCUUGAUGAUUAAACGUGAUAAAAAGAUAUACCAGUGUGGUGGUUUCCUCAUUCUUCCAAACUUCAUCUUGACUGCAGCACACUGCAAAGGACAGACCAUCACUGCUCUUCUGGGGGCUCAUAAUCACUCUAAAAAGGAAAAAUCCUGGCAGGAGAUACCAGUGAAGGAAAUCAUUCCCCAUGAAUGUUUUAAUAAUAUAACCAAAGUAAAUGACAUCAUGCUUCUGAAGCUGAAGCACAGUGCCAAAAUCAAACAGAACGUCGGAACCAUCAGCAUUCCAAAGAGAGGUGAUGGCUUCAGCCCUAAUAAUUGCUAUGUGGCAGGAUGGGGAAGAACUGAAACCAAUGGGAAAGGCAGCAGUGUGCUGAGAGAGGUGAAGGUCAACGUCAAUGUACACGUUCUAUCUAUUUCCCAAAUCUUUGCAAGAGGCACUGGAAUAAAAGGUGACUGUGAGGGAGAUUCGGGUGGACCACUGGUUUGUCAAGAUAAUUUGAACAAGCCUACAGUUGUGGGGAUUGUGUCUUAUGGCAAAAAGAGAUGCGAAGAUCCAGGUAGUAGCGUCUACACAAGGGUGUCUGCAUACCGGGACUGGAUUGAAAUGAAAAUCAAUGCCAGCUCUUCUGCUUGAUGGCUCUUCCAGUGACACGAUGAGUUUGCUACGUCUGCCAGCUCAGAUGCUGAGUAGUGAUCUUAUAUCACACUCUCUCACCACUGCGAGUCCAUUCACAUGGAAGAAUGCUGGGUAGCUUUACCGCUGUCCUUAAAUCAUACCCACCAGCACAUGUAACUGCUUAUUUGCUUCAAUAA